Molecule: messenger RNA, 968 nt
Organism: Aspergillus saccharolyticus JOP 1030-1
Lineage: Eukaryota; Fungi; Ascomycota; Eurotiomycetes; Eurotiales; Aspergillaceae
Exons: 1
Coding region: 349-882 (177 amino acids)
Source: RefSeq, a predicted model, not a curated record
GUGCUUUACCGUGCGCCAAUGGCGCCGCUCAAUGCCACUUCCAAAGGCACCAUCGCGCCUGGUGUUCCCUGACCUGUAGCUCCUCCGGUCGGUCCUUGCGCAGAUGCUUUCGCUCCCGCACUCUGGCGUUUGUUCUCUGCCAUAAGCCCGUCUCUUCCAGGGGACGGAUUGUCCGAAUGACACUGUCCCACCAGCGACAGCACCGGUUUGGCUAGGCAAGGGUCCACUGCUGGGCACUAUUGCAGCCGCGACGAACUAGAGGUAUAACCUGAAUCAAGAGGAUAUACACCGAGAUGUCUGCUAGAAGAACGACCUAGACCAGCCCGGAGAUCAAAUUAUCGAAAGGGGAUGCCAGGAACUGCUGAAACCACGGUCGUUACCAACAAUGACGAUGGAACUCCGGCGUGGAUCAAGCCGAAGUGGGACGGUGCGGGAACCGCAGCUGGAACGAAUUCGGACAAAAGAACGACAAGAAUAGAAGACGCUGAGACAGCAAUGAAUAUGCAACCUUGUCCACCACUAUUUCAGCCGAUCGAGGAGAGGGGAAAGGAAGUCGAGCGUUUGCAACGCCGCACAUGUAGACUUGAGGGUGGAUGCAGGAGCACGCAGAAAGAAGUCGGGGAGCGGCGACGUUUGACUUACCAGAUCUGGACUAGCUCCAGGCGGAGCAAACCUCCCAAACACCGAGUUCCUCCGGCAUUACUACAAACUCCCAGAGUAGUCAUAUUGUUACAGGAGUGCAUGUUAUUGAACCCUCUUUGCUUAGUUCUACAACAUAUCAUGUUGUUCUCUUUGUGGAUCUCAAUUACCAGCAGCGUGCUAAAAGAAAAGAAAAGGGUUCAUUUCAUUCCAUACGUUUUUAACGUAACAGUAAGCAUCUAGAUACAUAGUACUAUGAAGCAUAAUUAGGUAUACUUCCUGUUUCGCUUCUUGUUUUCAUCAGAUCAUUCUUCACUCAGUGAGCGCAU